AUGGAGUCCGACCCCGACCGCGGCGUCUCCCUCCUCUCCCCCGCCCCAAACCCUAGCCACCAACCCUGCCUCCGGGCGGCCAAGUCCACGGCCUUCAAGCGCGAGGAGCGCCGCAAGCACAAGGAGCAGAAGCGGGAGCGCAAGCGACAGGAGAACCUCGCCCUAGCGCUCGCGCAGUGGGAGCCCCUCGGCGCCCCACCCCGCCCGGCCGCCACCUCCACUCCUGGCCCGCCACCCGACGACAAACCCUGGCCGUGUGACCCGCCCUCUCCCGCGGACGCCGCGCCCUCCGCGGCCUGGGGCUGGGGCCCUCCGGCGGAACCCUCCGCCGACAGGGGCUGGGGCCUCCCAGCGGAACCGCCAGCGCAGCCCCCGGCAAGGUGCCCCCAGGCCGACGCGGUGAGGGCGUGCCGCGCAUUAUUUGGAGAGCACGCCGAUAACGACGACGACGGGGAGGAGGGGGAGGAAGAGGAAGGGGAUGUGGCCCGGUUCUUCGACGAGCUUCUGGAGAAAGACGCGGGCCUGAGGGGGUUCUACCAGGCGGAGCGGGAGACGGGGCGGUUCCUGUGCCUGGUGUGCGAGGGGGUCGGCGCCAGGGCGGGGAAGCGGUUCCCCGGCUGCGCGGCGCUGGUGCAGCACGCCGGCUCGGUCGCCCGGACCAAGAGGAGGCUCGCCCACCGCGCCUUCGCCGACGCCCUCGGCCGCCUGCUCGGCUGGGGCGCCGGCCGGACCACCCCUGUUCCGGCUGAUUGUGACAACGUUGGCGCUAUUGAUCAAGCUGAGCACUUGGAUGCUUCUGAAUGUGCAGAAAUGGAGGUGGCCUAA
Messenger RNA from Triticum turgidum subsp. durum (durum wheat), 825 nucleotides. The record is from the annotation of a GenBank genome assembly. NCBI's taxonomy places the organism in Eukaryota, Viridiplantae, Streptophyta, Magnoliopsida, Poales, Poaceae.